GCUCAUCGUGUCUGCGAGUCCCGACUUAACCCACGCUUUUCAUCAUCUCUUUCUAACAUUUUGGAAUUUAGUGGCUACAAUGUCUGGUUUUUUAACAAUAUUUGUCGGGUGGGACGUUCAGGCAGACAGAAUGAUGAAGACAACAGCUUUAUGUAACAUCCAUUCUGGUUCUUGAAUCACCAAUGCCCUAUUUGCUCAUUUCCCCAAUGCCUAUCCAACCAAGUGAACAAAAUAGAAGCCUCGACUCUCGAGGUUUUAGGCUUUCCGAACCAUGACUAUAUAGGAUCGUGCAGUGGGGUCCUCCAUAUCCAGUACCACAGGAUUCCAUCACUGUUCCUGACAUACUCGCCGUCACCCUGUCGAAGCCACGCUUAGAUUAUAUAUCGAGGUUAAUACAUGACUCAAUGCAUUUCCAAGCUGCUUCAAUGGAAGGUGUUCGGCGUUGUUCUCUGGAGAGCAUUGAGGAAUACCCCUCUCCCGGGAGCCCCAGAGAACCCAUGGAAUUUCUGGCUCGGUCCUGGACUAUCCCUGCCUUGGAAGUCUCCACACCCUUCCACAAACUAACCUCAUCUUUAUCAUCGACUGGUGUAACUAACCCACUCACUUCUCAGCUGGUUAUGGAACGCAUUCUAUCUCAAUCUGAAGGAUCGCCUCUCACAUCGGGAAGGCUGUCUCAGAGCAGCGGCCCACUAAAUGUUUCGGCCAGUGGAAGUCCUCCUGCUUCUCCAAUGGGAACUAAUGAUCUUAAGAGAUUUUUGUUAUUGCAAGAAGCACUUAACCCUGACCCGUGCAACAGGGGCAAAAAGUUUCACAGAAGCUUCAGUGCUGCAAAACCAUGUCCGUUGAGGGGGAAGACAGUGGGAAGGUGGCUGAAGGAGAAGAAGGAAAAGAAGAAGGAGGAGACGCGUGUUUACAAUGCGCAGGUGCAUGCGGCCACGGCAGUAGCGGGAGUAGCAGCUGCUGUUGCAGCAAUUGCUGCUGCAUGUGCUACUGGUGGAAGUGAUGGCCAAUCCAAGACCAAUAUGGCAGUGGCUUCAGCAGCAACUCUUGUGGCGGCUCAAUGUGCAGAAGUUGCAGAGAGUAUGGGUGCUCAUCAUCAAUACAUGGCUUCUGUGGUAAACUCUGCUGUCAAUGUCAAAACGCCAGGAGAUAUCAUGACCUUAACAGCAGGCGCAGCUACCGCUUUGCGCGGAGCAGCAACUCUUAAAGUAAGAGCACUGAAGGAAGUAAGGAAUAAUGCAUCUGUUAUUCCAUAUGACAAGGGUGGCAGUGCAACUACUGGACCCGAUCAAGAGUUGGGUGAAAAGGGAGAUGAAUUGGCUAUGUCCUGCCAGGAGGUGCUAGCAAGAGGUGGAGAAUUGCUAAAGCGAACUAGAAAAGGCGUGCUGCAUUGGAAGCUGGUUUUUGUUUAUAUUAAGCAUGGACAGGUGAUGGUCAAACUUAAGAGCAAACACAUGGGGGGCACCUUUACAAAAAAGAAAAAAAGUAUGGUAUUUGAUGUCUACAAAUAUGUACCUGCAUGGCCUGGGAGAGACCUGCUGGAGGGGGGGGAGUGCAAAAGAUAUUUUGGCCUCAACACAGACCGUGGGGUGAUUCAGUUUGAAUGCAAAGACGAGAAAGAGCAUCAAGCAUGGACCGAGGGCAUUUCAAGAAUACUGUCCUUGACACAACAACACAAAUUGAUAUGACUCCAAGAUUAGAUAGCCAUGCUUGGUGUAUAACAGUUUUUUGGGGAGUGCAAAAUCCUUUCUGAUUUCAAAGGUUAUGGAAUCAAUGAAAAUCUCUCAAGCCAAACAUGGUUGUAAAGGUUGCUGGAAUCUAUGCAAUUAAUUGCACCAGGAUUUGAUCUAGCUAUUGUUCAAAUGAAGAGGUCCAUCAGAACGGAAUGUCCCUAAUGUUAGGUCCAAUUGCUGCAUUUAUUGUAUUGUCUCACCCAACGUAUAUUUAUACAAAGCAAAUUUGGUGGUAGCUCUACCAUCUAUUCCCCACAGAUAGUAAAACUAACUAUAAGCUACAUAUGAUGCAAUUGUCAGGCUGGGAGUUGAAGAGCAGGACAAAAUGGUAUAAUUUUAUUGAUUUGAAAAUGAAGAUUAAAGUCUUAUCUUA
Cryptomeria japonica (Japanese cedar) is the source of this 2106-nucleotide messenger RNA. Its product is annotated as VAN3-binding protein. The record is from RefSeq and is a predicted model, not a curated record. Lineage: Eukaryota; Viridiplantae; Streptophyta; Pinopsida; Cupressales; Cupressaceae. The transcript is spliced from 8 exons. Bases 405 to 1688 code for a protein of 427 amino acids.